AUGGUCUUUCCCAAGGGUUCGCGGUUUCGCUUUCGCGACCUCCCCUUUUUGGGCGCGGCGGCGUUCCACAACGAACAUGGCCUGAUGAUGAUCGAUGCCCCGUAUGGGCAUGACGGCCCGGGGAACCUCGGGAGCCUGUUUGGAGGAUUGCUCUCGCUGACGCUCCAGCGCUUCGACAUGACAUGGUCCGUGGUCCCGCGCAUCGAGCAGAUGGGUUACCGCGCCAGCGAAGUCAACAACGUGCUCAUGACGCACAUGCACUUCGAUCACACCGGAGGGCUCAAAGAGCUCGCGCACGCGCGCCUCAACGUCUCGAGCACCGAGUGGCGCACCGCCACGAGCUUCAAACCCUUCGACGGCCUGGCCCGUGGCUACGCGGUGAGUGAUUAUCGCAUGCUCUCCGCGCAGCUCAACACCUUCGAGCUCGACGAAACCUACGAUCACAAGGCCAAAGGACACGACCUCUUCGGGGAUGGCAGCGUGAUCGCGUUCCCGCUGCCAGGGCACACGCCAGGACACACUGGCUACCUGUUUAACAUGCGCGAUGGCAGGCAGGUGUUUUACCUCGGAGAUGCGGUCUUCGCGACGCGUCAGAUCAGCGAGCGGAUCGGCUUUGGCGCCUUCCCGAACACCGUCGGCGAGGACAUGAGCAGGGCCGCUUAUACCCUGAGCGAGCUCCAGUACUUCCACGAGGAAAACCCGAAGACCUUGCUGUUGUGCGCGCAUGACUUUGAUCUGGCGACGAGCCAUCAGAAGCUCGACUCGGAUCGCUGGAACAAGAUCUGCCGUAUCCUCGACGCGUGGCCUGGCGUCGACAACAUGCGCGAGGAGGUCAUCCCCUACCUCGCAUCCGCGCUCUCCGGCGCCAAGCUCGACCCGGAGAAGCAAACCCUCUUCGCCCCUGCGUCCUGGAUCCAUCGCGCGUUUGCUGGCGAGGAGCUCCCGCAGCUCGCCCUGAGCCGAGCUAUCGAUAUCCCCAUCGAGCUCCUCCUCGAACAUGGGAGCUGGGGUCCACUGUCGGACAAGCUCUCACACAUCGAACUUAUCGAAAUCAACGCCUACGAUAAGCGCGAUGAACCCUUCCUCUCCAAGCUCGAGCUCGAAAAGUUCCCCGCGCUCACCGGGCUCGUGCUCCAGUGGUCGAACAUGGAGGACAAGGGGGCUCGUUUUCUGGCCAGGAGUGAGGGCACAAAGAGGCUCGUUCACCUCGACCUCUGUGGGUGCCACCUCGGCGCCUCGGGCGUUCGAUUACUUGGCGAAGCGCCGUGGUUCUCACAGCUCGAGUGGCUCUCGCUGGAGUGGAACCGGCUGGAAGCAGAAGGGAUACGGGAGCUCUCGAAGAUGCCCACAUUCGAGCGCCUGAGGCACCUGAACCUCGAGCAUAACGAUCUGCAUGACGAUGGGCUCGCGCUCCUUGGAGAGUGUCAGAUGCCAGCGCUCGAGCACCUCGACUUGAACCUGAACUCGAUCGACGACGACGGGCUCGAGGCGCUCGCCGAGAGCCCCAUCCUCGAGAAGUUGAGAUGGCUCGACCUGAGCUUCAAUCACUGGGGAGAGCGCGGGCUCGAAGCGCUGGCGCGCUCUCCUUACUUGCGCGCGCUCGAAGAGCUCAAGAUCGCGAGCAAUGACGCCACGGCAAAAGGCUUCGGCGUCUUCGCGAGGGCGCCCUGGCUCGACGGCCUGAAGAUGAUCGACCUGGCGUUCACCAAGGAGAUCCCGAUCGAGCAGUGGGUCGCGCUCUUUUCCCGCGAGGGAUUACACGGUCUGACACAUGUCGAGCUCGAUGAAUGCGAGCUCGGAGAUGAGGACGCGGCGCAUCUGUUUCGCGCGUUCAGCGCGACGCAUAUAAAGAAGCUCGACCUUCGCCAGAACAACCUGGGGAUGCGAGCGAUCGAAGCGAUCGCUGAUAACGAGGGGUUCGCCAACAUUAUCGACCUCUACCUCAAGGACAACACGCUCGGGGACGAGGGGGUCGCGCUGCUCGCGCAGGGGAAAGUGGUUCUCUUGAGAGAUGCCGCGCCCCACACCAGCAUGACCGAAAAUAAAAAGGCACGCUCCUCCAUCCAGCAGGCAUGGGCGGAGAUCCUGUUCGAGCAUCUGGGGGAUGCGGUCAUGAUUCACGACCGCUUUGGUUACCUCCUGGAGGUCAAUAAACAGCUGUGUCAUGCGCUCGGGUAUACGAGAGAUGAGCUCGUCGGGAUGAACGUGGCCGACAUCGACCCGACCGUGAACCUCGACGCGCUCGAUGGCUUGUGGGCCAGGAUGAUCCCGGAGCAGCCGCUGACCGUCGAAGGGCUCCACGCCCGCAAGGAUGGCACGACGCUCCCCGUCGAGCUGCGCAUCGUCAAGCUGAUCAAGGAUGACGAGAUGAUCUUCGUGGUCGUCUCGCGCGAUAUCACAAACCGCGUCAUCGCCAGAGAACACGCCGAACAGCUCAACGCGCAGUUGCGACACGCCCACCGUCAGGCGCUCGCUGCAAAUCACGCGCGCGACCGCCUGCUCGCCAACAUGAGCCACGAGCUGCGCACACCCUUGAACGCCAUCAUCGGCUACUCCGAGAUGUUGCAAGAGGAGAUCGAAGAGGCGCAGCAGCAAGCCGAUCUGGGGCGCAUCCUUUACUCCGCGCGUCAUCUGUUGGAGCUGGUCGACGAUGUGCUCGACCUCUCACAUCACGAGUCGCGAAGGGUUCCCGCCGAACCGAUCAACUGCGACCUCUCGAUCCUUAUCGAGGACGUCUGUGGAAGCUUCCGAUCAGUGAUCGAGAAAGAUCCCGCGCAGGAUCGUGGCAACAGCUUCGAGCAGGUGAUCGAGCCCGAGCUCGAAGCGUUCACGGACCCGGACAAGAUCGAGCGCAUCACGCUCAACCUGCUCUCGAACGCGAAUAACUUCACGCGCGAUGGGCACAUCUCGCUCAGGCUGGAGCGCGCCGGAGAGGAUACCAUCAUGACCGUGUCGGACACGGGCGUGGGCAUCGCGGACACGCAGCAGCUCUUCUUGCCACUGAAUGGGCUCGAGCACCAAGACGCGAGCAUCAAGCAGGGGAAGGGCCUCGGGCUCGCGAUCUGCAAACGGUAUGUCGAGAUCCUCGGAGGUUCGAUCUCGGUCGAGAGCGUUGUGGGCGAGGGAUCGAUCUUCACGGUCACCAUUCCGCUCCAGCUCGAAGAGCGGCACGCCGAACAACUCGAAGACAAGCGCGCGCUCACAGGCCAGCUCUCGAGCACGGUCUGCCUCUCGCUCGAGAGCUGCUCCGGGAUCGCCAAGUCAGCGCGCAGCGCAGGCAUCCAGGGCGUCGCCUACAAGGACCCCGCUCGCUUCUCGGCUGCUGUGGAUGCGCUUCGCCCAGAUCUCGUGGUGCUCGAGUUUGGCGAAGCAUACCCGGACGCCAGAACGUUGGGGCACAAGCUCAAGUCCAUGGCGACCACGUCUCAAUGCCCGAUCCUCCUCCACCUCUACUCCCCCAGGGCGCAGCGCGGCGUCCUGCUCGAAGGGAUCGACGACGUGCUGUUCACGCCCAUGGAUAGUGGGACGCUGAGGCGCGCGCUCCGUAUGCGUGGGUUGCAAGAGGGGGCGAAGCUGCUGGCGAUCUCACCACCUCGAUGCUUGCGCGAGAUGCUGCCCGAGGGAGCAGCGAUCCUCGACCUGGAGUGCUGCGUGGCGGACAGGCUGGAGUCACUCGAGCCUUCACCGACGCAUGUGCUCCUCGAUCUGGACGCGUGUGGAGAAGAGACCCUCGCGCUCUGCGCGUUGAUCUCCAGGCACUACCCCAGGGCGAUGGUGUUGCUGAUCGUGGCGAGCGAGCGUGAGCACGCGAGCCACAGCGACAUGGUCGAAGCGAUGAUCUCGCGCACGGGGAAACCGAUCGAGCAGGUGCAGGUCAGGAUGAACGAGAUCGCCGCGGCACUCUGCUAA
Molecule: messenger RNA, 3909 nt
Organism: Ostreobium quekettii
Lineage: Eukaryota; Viridiplantae; Chlorophyta; Ulvophyceae; Bryopsidales; Ostreobiaceae
Source: the annotation of a GenBank genome assembly